Messenger RNA from Plenodomus lingam JN3, 1887 nucleotides. The record is from RefSeq and is a predicted model, not a curated record. NCBI's taxonomy places the organism in Eukaryota, Fungi, Ascomycota, Dothideomycetes, Pleosporales, Leptosphaeriaceae.
AUGUCCACUCUUUGUGCUUUCCCGGUGCCAUACUCUACCAUCGAGGUGUUGAAUAUCGUACUACCAUACCGUACCUACUCUGCCAGACUGCUGUAUUUACAUGCUCCACUGGGUAAUCAUUUACCAUUCUGCCAUCGGUCCUACAACGUUCUCCAUCUCAGACAAGAUUGCGAUAGCCACAUGUAUUCCGCUGGGAAUGACGUUCGCUUGUCGCAGGAAGCCGUCACAAUGAGUGACCAGAGAAGCCACGAUACUACUGCGGACCAGUCGGCACGUGACGCCUCUUCUCUCGACACUCGCAAGAUCCAUGGUUUUCCGUGGUUUCUGCUGGUCAUAAGCGUUCUCUCUAGCAUCUUCCUGUACGCCCUUGACAACACCAUCGUCGCUGAUAUCAUUCCAGCCAUUGCCAAUGACUUCUCUUCCAUCAAUGAUCUGGGAUGGCUAUCUGUUGGGUUCGUCAUUGGCGGCGUUGCUGUCAUCAUGCCUCUCGGAAAAUUAUAUGGGAUUCUUAACACAAAAUGGUUGUACAUUACGUCUGUUGUUCUCUUCAUGGCGGCUUCUGCAGUCUGUGGAGCAGCUCCCGAUAUGAACGCAGAAAUCGUUGGGCGAGUCUUUGCAGGCGCUGGAGGCAUUGGCAUGUACAUUGGUACUAUGAUCCUACUUUCUAUCAACACCAGUGACCAGGAGCGGCCUGCUUAUUUGAGUCUGGUUGGCCUUGUAUGGGGUAUCGGCACUGUUCUCGGACCUGUCAUUGGCGGAUCCUUUGAAAAGGUCGAUUGGCGGUGGGCGUUCUAUCUGAACCUUGUAAUCGGCGCCCUUCUAUUCCCAGUUUGGUUCUUUCUACUACCUUCUUUCCAUCCAGCAAAGCAUCUCAGUCUCAACAAACGGCUGAGUCAAUUCGACUUCGUGGGUGCCAUCUUAUCCAUUGGGGCCUUCGUAACGACCAUAAUGCCCAUCAACUUUGGCGGAACGACUUACGAAUGGAAUAGUGGGACUAUCAUUGCUUUGUUUGUAGUAAGCGGUGUUCUGUGGAUUGCUUUUGCUGUACAGCAAUCACUCACGCUCUUCACAACGCCGGCUGAUCGCAUGUUCCCCGUUCAAUUCCUCAAGAACAAGGAAGCAAUGUUGCUUUUCAUCUGCGCUGCUGCUAUCAACAGUGCAGUCUUCGUACCCAUCUACUUUAUCCCCAUUUACUUCCAGUUCUCUCGUGGGGACGGUGCGCUGGACUCUGCAAUUCGCCUGCUUCCUCUCAUCUUCUUACUCUGUGCUACAAUUCUUGUCAAUGGCAAGUUGAUGUCCCGUUUCGGAUACUAUAUGCCUUGGUAUCUCGUUGGCGGAGUCUUUUGUCUCAUAGCCAAUGUGUUUCUCUGUGAGUUACACCCGGUCGCCGCGGUGCUUGUUCGAUACACUGACUAUAAGACAGCUUUGCUCGAUGCUACAACGUCGCAAUCCUACAUCUAUGGAUUCGAGGCGCUGCUUGGCUUGGGAGCCGGUGGCUCUGUUCAAGCGGGUUACGCCGUCAUUCAGACCGUCGUUCCGGCAACUGACCUAGGGUACGCUGUCAGCUUCAUCAUGAUCGCCCAGAUUGGCGGCAUCGCUCUAGGCCUUGCUUGCGCCAGCGCCGUGUUCAUCAAUGGCGCAACCAACAGUCUCAGAGUCUUGCUGCCAUUGCUGUCGGAUUCUGAGCUUCAGUCGGCGAUAUCGGGUACAGGAGGUCGAUUCUUGGAGACCCUAGACGACAAUACUAGAGUCCAAGUCAUUGAUGCCGUUGUUAAUAAUUUGGCCAAGGCGUUCAUUGUCGCCUACGCCGGAGCCGCUGUUUCACUUGUUGCUUCCCUCGGCUUCUCGAGGAAGCGCGUAUUUCUGCCAACUGCUGCAGCGGCUUAG